Messenger RNA from Pomacea canaliculata, 13741 nucleotides. Its product is annotated as talin-1-like. Lineage: Eukaryota; Metazoa; Mollusca; Gastropoda; Architaenioglossa; Ampullariidae. Bases 566 to 8410 code for a protein of 2614 amino acids. Gene Ontology annotation, cellular component: cytoskeleton; plasma membrane; focal adhesion. The transcript is spliced from 63 exons. Gene Ontology annotation, biological process: cell-cell adhesion. Gene Ontology annotation, molecular function: integrin binding; structural constituent of cytoskeleton; actin filament binding. The record is from RefSeq and is a predicted model, not a curated record.
UGUUCACGCGAUCUUUGUCCGUUUUCUUGCCACUCUAAUUCUUCCUCUGUGGGCGUCUUCCUUCAUGGAAGGCACCUUGGUGCUGAGCUGGGUGAUUUCGAAAGGGACAGCGAAGAUGGUUCCUUGCCGCUCAUACAGAUGCCAAAGUAAGGUUCCAAGUUUAGGCGAUGAACGUUAUUGGAUGCUGACAAAAAGUGCUUCGAUUAGUUCAACAAGUGCAUAUCUUUUCACUCGGCACAUAUAUCUGUGGACAUCUUUGGUGUGAUGAGUUUUCACGAUUCUGUACCAUUGCUGCGCUUUGAUGUUAAGAACAAGAAGAGAGGCUCUCGUCCAGACGCCGGCAUGAUUGCAGAGAUUGACAUAACUAUGAAAUCGGGAAAAUGUGUUAGAAUGAUCCCAGCGAGCGUUUACUUGUGCCAAACCCACGGUCCAGCAGCCAGUAACACCGCAGACAGCUCCAUCACUUGAUACUGCUGACCUGCAAAUAGCAAUCCCAAAGAGCAAAUAAGAGCAAUAGCAGAGAUAAGCCAGUGGAAAGAGAGAGAGAAAAAAACAAGUAUGCAAAAUGGCCACACUUUCGCUGAAGAUCAGCAUCGUGGGCCAGAAUGUGGUCAAGACCAUGCAGUUUGAGCCUUCGACCAUAGUCUACGAUGCAUGUCGAAUCAUUCGAGAGCGCAUUCCAGAGGCCAACCCUGGCAACCCUUCUGACUAUGGCUUGUUCUUGUCUGAUGAAGAUCCAAAGAAAGGAGUAUGGCUCGAACAGGGCCGGAGCUUAGAGUAUUACUUACUGCGCAAUGGAGACAUCUUAGAGUACAAGAAUAAGCACCGUAUUUUAAAAGUUCGAACACUAGAUGGUGCUCUGAAGACACUACAGGUGGAUGACUCCCACACUGUGGGCCAACUUAUGAUUCCUAUCUGCACCCGAAUGGGAAUCACAAAUCAUGAGGAAUAUUCCCUGGUGCGUGACUUACCAGAGGAUGAGAAAGAGAAGAUAAUGACGCUCAAGCGUGACAAAACCAUUGCAAAGGAUCAAAAGAAGCUGGAAGAGAUGAAGAAGAAACUUCAUACAGAUGAUGAAAUGAACUGGCUUGACCACUCCAAGACCUUAAGGGAACAAAACAUAGAUCCUAAUGAAAUUCUGUUGCUUCGACGCAAGUUCUUCUACUCAGACCAGAAUGUUGAUGCUCGUGAUCCUGUCCAGCUAAAUCUUCUCUAUGUUCAGUCACGUGAUGCUAUUCUGAAUGGAACACAUCCUGUCUCUAUUGAGGAAGCCAUUCAGUUUGCAGGCUUGCAAUGCCAGGUACAAUUUGGUGAUCAUGUGGAGGCCAAGCAUCGACCUGGUUUUUUGGAUCUCAAAGAAUUCCUUCCAAGAGAGUAUGUAAAGACUAAAGGAAUAGAGAAGAAAAUAUUUGUGGAACACAAAAAGCAUGCAGGUUUGGCAGAGAUUGAGGCCAAAGUGAGAUACACACACCUGUGUCGCUCACUGAAAACAUAUGGGAUAACAUUCUUUCUCGUAAAAGAGAAGAUGAAAGGAAAGAACAAGCUGGUGCCUCGCCUCUUGGGAAUUACUAAAGAGAGUGUUGUACGCGUGGAUGAAAAAACAAAAGAGAUUCUUAAGACAUGGCCUCUAACCACAGUUAGAAGAUGGGCAGCCUCACCAAACACUUUUACUCUGGAUUUUGGGGACUACUCAGAUGACUACUAUUCAGUCCAGACCACGGAAGGAGAACAAAUAUCACAGCUUAUUGCUGGAUACAUUGACAUUAUUCUGAGAAAGAAAAAAGCUAAGGACCAUCUGGGUAUUGAUGGAGAUGAGAACUCCAUGAUGUACGAGGACAAUGUGCAACCUGCCAAGGCAACUAUUAUCCAGCAGCAGUCUUCCAAUAUAAGCCACCCAACCUCUGGUUCAGUUGCUAUUCCAGCUGUUUUGCGAGAUGGAUAUCAGGGCGAGAAUGAGUUCUCCAUGGAGUCGCUGAACAAGGCACAUUUCUCUCAGUCCUCUGGCCAGGCACUUGGCGGAGGCCGUGCAUCUAUGCAUGGCCAGUCAAUACAGGAAACUGAAUUAACUCCAGCCCAGCGUGCGUUUGUAGUGACUAUAGAAGAAGGAUUGGGAAGUCUGUCAGCUGCCAGAAGUGACCUGGACAGGAAACUUGAGAUUCCCACUAUUGGAUCCGAUCCAGCUUCAAAGAAGUGGAGAGAAAACCAACUGGAUCUGUCCAGACAGAAGGCCACUGCCCAACUGUCCUCAAUGAAUGCAGCUACUGCCCAGCUUUUGACCCUGACCUCAGGUGGACUUGAUGAUGUAGACUAUACUGCAGUGGGAGCUGCUGUAAAUCAGAUUUCUUCAAACAUGGGACAGUUUAGCCGUGAUGUCAAGAUGCUUGCAGCGCUGGGAGAAGACAAGAAUGCUAGUGACAAACUGCUGGAUGCCACCCGCCGUCUGUGUGGAGCUUUCUCUGAGCUGCUUAAUGCAGCGCAGCCAGGGUCUAAGGAGCCUCGGCAGAACUUGUUGGCUGCUGCUGGAAAGAUUGGUGAAGCUAGCCAGGAGGUUAUGGAUGAGAUAGGAGAAAGUGUUGAGGACAUGGACAAGGCUUUCCAGGACACCUUGUUGUCACUGGCAAAAGCUGUAGCAAACGCUACAGCAGCCCUGGUGCUAAAGGCAAAAACAGUAGCCAGUAAAACAGAAAACCCAGCACAGCAGAACAAAGUGAUCAGUUCUGCCACUCAGUGUGCCUUGGCCACAUCACAGCUUGUUGCAUGUUCUAAGGUGGUUGCUCCAACAAUUGGACAACCAGCAUGCCAGGAACAAUUGAUUGAAGCUGCCAAGCUGGUAGCCAAGUCGGUGGAAGGCAUUGUAGCUGCAGCACAGUCAGCAUGUAGUGAUGACCACCUUCUGCAGGACCUGGGAGUUGCUGCUACAGCUGUCACGCGUGCCCUUAAUGACCUUCUACAGCAUAUCAAAAAAGCUGCUGGGCCUACUCGAGCCAAUGAACAGCAUGAAGAGGGUGUGGAUGCUGUCAUCAAUGUCACUGAUCGCUUGAUUAGCAGUACUGGGGAUGCCCAUGAGAUGGUCAAGCAGGCCAAACACCUGGCUCAGGCCACAUCACUGCUUGUUACGGCAAUCAGAGGACAGGCUGAGCAGCAGCAGGAUUCCGAGAUGCAAAAAAGGUUAUUGGCAGCAGCAAAGCAGCUGGCAGAUGCUACUGCAAAACUUGUUGAAGCUGCUAAGGGCUGUGCUUCAUCACCGAAUGAUAGCCAACAGCAGCAGAUUCUGAAGUCUGCUGCUGAAGAAUUGCGAUCUGCAACUAACACUGCUGCCAGCAAUGCCCUCAAACGUAGAGUUGUUGGCCGUUUGGAGAAUGCUGCCAGGCAAGCUGUGUCUGCUGGUACCCAGCUCAUCAACUCUGCUAACCAAGCCAACAAAUCCAAUCGCAACCCAUCAUCUCACCAGCAGUUGGGGGCAUCUGUGCAGGCACUGGAUGAACAGAUUCCAGAUUUGGUGCAAGCUUUGAGAACUGUGCAAAAAAACCGUGACUCUGCCACUGCACAGUUGGCGCUUAUCAAUGCCAGUCAGGAGUUUAUCCAGCCGGCUUCUCGUAUGGUAGCUGCUUCCAAUGCUGCAGUACCAACAGUCACAGACCAGGCAUCUCUUCUGAACCUUCACUCUUCUGUCAAAGCUAUGUCUGCUGCUGUAGCUGAACUGAGGACAGCAGCUGCUAAAGCUCAGGAGGCAUGUGGGUCCUUGGAGCUUGACAGUGCGUUAGAUCAACUUGCUGGGCUAGAUCAUGAGCUGGAGGAUGCACGGCAGGCAGCAGCCUUUGGACGAUUGCAUCCCCUACCUGGAGAAACGGCUGAAACAGCUGCUGUUCAGCUUGGAGCAACCUCCAAGACUGUUGGGUCUUCAAUGGCACAGCUGUUGACAGCUGCUGCACAAGGCAAUGAAGACUAUGUUGGUAUAGCUGCACGAGAUACAGCAAAUGCUUUAAAGAUACUGACUAAUGCAGUGCGUGGUGUUGCUGCAACGACCACUGACAAGCAGGUUCAGGAAGCUGUCAUUGCCAAUGCCAGAGAUGUUAUUGAUAAAUCUUACCGACUGCUGGAAGAAGCUCGGCGUGCAAUGCAGGAUCCAUCCAAUCCAGAUAACCAGCAACGUUUGACACAGGUUGCCAAAGAUGUGUCAAAUGCUCUGAACAACUGUGUCAACUGCUUACCAGGCCAGCGUGAUGUCGAUAAUGCCAUCAGGCGCAUCACUGCCUCUAGUCAGAAUCUGUCCUCACCACAGUUUCCUCUCACAGACAAGACAUAUCCAGAAGUACAAGUAGACAUGAACAACACAGCCGUCGGCCUCAACCAGGCUGCUAGUGAUAUAGUCACUGCCUCUCGCGGCACUGCUCAUGAACUGGCCUCUUCGUCCAACCGCUACAGUCAAGCUUAUGAUGACUUUGUACACACUGGUUUGACCAUGGCUGGUCUGUCCAAGGAUGUGGAGACACAGAACCAGAUUGUAGGAGGUCUGAAAAGUGUCUCAAUGGUGUCUAGCAAGCUCCUCCUUGCAGCAAAGUCAGUCUCAGCUGAUCCAAAUGCACCUAACGCGAAAAAUCUCUUAGCUCAGGCAGCAAGGGCUGUGACAGAGAGCAUCAAUCAUCUUAUCAAUAUCUGCACAGUUUCGGCUCCAGGACAGAAAGAAUGUGACAAUGCUCUUCGUCAAAUCCAGAUGAUAAGAAACUUGCUGGAGAACCCCAAUGAGCCUGUCAGCGAUUUGUCCUACUUUGAUUCUCUGGAUGCUGUAAUGGAGAAAUCUAAGGCCCUUGGUGAUGCUAUGACAGGAAUCUCAAACCAAGCCAAAAAGGGAGAUUUAGAAGAGUUUUGUGAAUCAGUGCGUAAUUUUGCCAGCUCUGUAUGUGGACUGACAGAAGCCUCAACUCAGGCUGCUUACCUUGUUGGUAUCUCCGAUCCUGCUUCAGAACCUGGACGGCCAGGUGUUGUAGACCAGUCACAGUUCCACAGAGCUAAUCAAGCUAUCCAGAUGGCCUGCCAAAACCUCACAAAUCCAGCCAGCUCACAACAGCAGGUGAAUGUGCAGGCUCAGGACUUCUUGUACUCAUCUGAUGGUCGUAGAAUGUAUUAUGCCUCCUGGACACUUCGGUCCAUGGUUUUGUCUGCUGCUACAGUUGUAGCCAAACACACAUCUGCUCUCUGCAAUGCCUGUCGUCUUGCAUCUUCAAAAACAGCCAAUCCUGUGGCAAAACGUCAUUUUGUGCAGAGUGCAAAAGAUGUAGCCAACAGCACUGCAAGUCUUGUCAAAGCUAUCAAGGCCCUUGAUAGUGACUUUACAGAGGAGAAUCGACGCAGAUGUGCAGAAGCUGCAAAACCUUUGACAGAUGCUGUAGACGAGUUGACAACUUUCGCCUCUUCGCCUGAGUUUGCCAGUAAACCUGCAAAGAUCAGUGCACAGGCACGACAAGCACAGGAACCUAUCACAGUAGCAGGGAGAGCGAUGGUGGAUGGAGCCUGCCACAUGCUGCAAGCAGCCAAACAGCUGGCUGUCAACCCACGAGACCCAGCCAUUUACCAACUUUAUUCCAGUCACUCCAAGAGUGUUUCUGACUCCAUUAAGCGCCUUGUGUCCUCCAUUAAAGACAGUGCACCAGGUCAGAAGGAGUGUGACCAAGCCGUUGGAGACUUGAAUCGCACUAUCCACAAACUUGACCAAGCAUCAUUGGAGGCUAUUCGCCAGAAUCUUGUACCUCGCGACACUAAUACUCUCAAAGGUUUCCAGGAGCAGAUGAUCAGCAGCGCCCAUGAGAUCUUUGACCAUGUGGAUGAAAUUCGGCAAGCAGCAAAACAUGAGCCAGAAAAUCUUGGUCAUUUGGUGUCAACAGUAAUCUCAUAUUUUGAGCCACUGGCUGAAGGAGCAAUUGGUGCAGCAUCCAAAACCUUAAAUUCUAAACAACAGAUGAAUAUUCUGGACCUGACCAAGACAGUUGUGGAAUCUGCUCUGCAGUAUACAUAUGCUGUGAAAGAGGGCGGAGGCAAUCCUAAAGCCACACAGGCCCAUACAUCUAUAGACACAGCAGCCAAUGACAUGAAAGACGUCCUACAAGAUUUGCUGCAGAGUGUAGAAGAGGCAGCAUCACAGGCUGGUGUUGUAUCCAAUAUGAUUGACAGCAUUUCCAAAUCUAUUGCCAGGACAGAAGAGCAUAUGGUGACCAGCGAAACUGUAUCAUUUGUUGACCACCAGACCAACAUGGUUCGCUUGGCCAAGCAGAUUGCCCGCACAGCUCAAGAUAUGAUUGGCAAAUCAACCACCAAUGUGGGUCAACUAGGUGUGUUGGCUAACCAGCUGACUAGGGAUUACGCUCAGCUAGCCAGUGCUUCUUGUGGAGCUGCCGGUGCCACCACCAGCUCUGAUAUUGCCAACAGGAUUCGAAUGACAGUUCAGGACCUUGGCAAAUCAUGCAUUGAGUUGGUUCAGGAUGCUGGUUUUCUUCAGGCCAACCCAUCUGACACUUAUGCUGAACGUGAUUUAAGCGAGCAUGCCCGUUCAAUCAAUGAAAAGGUGUCAUAUGUACUGGCAGCCCUUCAGGCAGGUUCCCGUGGCACACAGGCCUGUAUUAAUGCAGCCAGUACUGUCAGUGGCAUCAUUGGUGACCUGGAUACUACAAUCAUGUUUGCCACUGCAGGCACCUUGAAUGCAGAUGGAGAUGAAUCAUUUGCAGAUCAGAGGGAAAACAUACUCAAAACAGCAAAAGCCCUGGUGGAAGACACUAAGAUGCUAGUAGCUGGAGCAGCCUCAAACCAAGAGCAGCUGGCAGCUGCUGCUCAAGCGGCGGUCAAAACUAUCACUCGCCUGGCUGAUGUUGUCAAGCUGGGGGCUGGAGCUUUAGGCUCAGAUCAGCCAGAAGCCCAGGUCUUACUCAUAAAUGCAGUCAAAGAUGUCGCCUCUGCUCUCUCCGAUCUGAUAAGUGCCACAAAAAAUGCUUCUGGAAAACCUGUUAGUGAUCCAGCCAUGUUGCACCUUAAAGAUUCAGCCAAGGUUAUGGUCACCAAUGUGACAUCACUGCUGAAAACUGUAAAAACCGUUGAGGACGAAGCAGUGCGGGGUACCCGAGCAUUGGAGUCAACCAUUGAAGCCAUUGGACAGGAGGUCAAGGCAUUUGACAGUUCUGAUGAGAUUCCACGCAAAGCUACUGCUGAGGAUCUCAUUCGUUUCACUAAACCACUCACUACAGCUACAGCCAAAGCUGUAGCAGCGGGCAAUUCCUGCAGGCAGGAAGACAUUAUAGCUGCAUCAAAUUUGGGCCGCAAGUGCAUCUUUGAGCUUUUUGGAGUCAUAAAGGGAGCAGCAGCUACAGCAGAAACAACAGAGAUUAGGAAGCGGGCUAUGAAUGCUGGAAGAAAUGCAGCAUUGGCCUAUAAGGAACUCUUGGAGUCAGUGCAUCAGGUGGUGCUGAAGCCUACACCAGAGGGCAAGCAAAAUCUGGUUUUGGUUUCACGCAAAGUAGCCAAUGCAGUAACAGAACUGGUUCAGUCUGCUGAAGUGAUCAAAGACUGCCUCCCAAGACCAAACUCGGGUCUGUUUCCACGUGGUUUUGCCAGUCCACCAUUUUUCACAGAUUCGGUUACAUUUCGCUGGUCUUAUUACGGUUCAGGUGCUGAUUGGGUUGACCCUGAAGACCCCACAGUCAUUGCUGAGAAUGAGCUGCUGAGUGCUGCAAGUUCCAUUGAAGCUGCAGCAAAGAAGCUGUCUGCACUCAAACCUCGUCAAGCUGCCAGAAAAGCAGAUGAAAACCUCAACUUUGACGAGCAGAUCUUGGAGGCAGCAAAGUCUAUUGCAGCAGCUACUGCAGCUUUGGUCAAGACGGCAUCAGCAGCACAGCGAGAGUUGGUGGCUCAAGGAAAAGUGAGUUCUACCUUCACCAGGCAUGCAGUGGAUGAGGAUGGUCAGUGGUCCCAAGGCCUUAUCUCUGCUGCACGUAUGGUGGCAGCUGCUACUCACAGUCUGUGUGAAGCAGCCAAUGCCAUGGUUCAGGGACAUGCCAGUGAAGAGAAGCUUAUUGCCUCAGCCAAAGAGGUGGCUGGCUCUACAGCACAGCUGCUCAUGGCUUGCAAGGUCAAGGCUGAUCCUGGCUCAGUUGCCAUGCAGCGAUUGCAAGCUGCAGGUAAUGCAGUAAAGAGGGCUUCAGAGGCCUUGGUGCGGGCAGCUCAGCAAGAACGAGAAAUGGCAGUUGAAGAAGAAAGCCUGACAAUCAAUAGACGUAUGGUUGGUGGCAUCGCCCAGGAAAUUAUGGCACAAGAAGAAAUUCUUCGCAAAGAGAAAGAACUUCAAGAUGCUAGAAGGCGGUUAGAGAAAAUACGCAAAGAAAAAUAUAAGGACAGGCCACCUGAAGAAUGGGACUCCUCGUCCUGAUUUCUUAUUCGGAGUGAAGUGAUAUACUUAUGCACAUGUUCCAAGACUGACUGCUGGCAGAUAUAAACUGGUAUCUGUGUUUUUCUGACAACUACCUUGUUCAGAGCUUCAACAGCAGCUUGCUUUCUAUGACAGCACUUGUCACUCUUGGAGGCUGUUGUGUUUCUUCCAGAGUGAUGUGUUUUUCUGUCCUUUUCUGUCUUUCAGACUGGCCACCAUUUUCUUCAUCUUUUAUGCAGUUCUUGACGAUGAUUGCAGCUAUAAAGGGAGAAUUUGUUGGCAUGCAGUGGGUUAGGUUUAUCAUGAGAGUACAGGAUGCAAUCUGAAAGAAGAGCCAGUCUGAUGUAAGAGUGAAAUUUAAUAUUUUCUAAAUUCUUCCUUUUUGCCCUUAUCUCCAUUCUGUCUCUUCUGCAAGGUUUAGUACAUUUUCAUUUUUUUAUAUAUAUAUUAUUGAACAUCAUUAGAGAAGAAAGCCACAAGAUGUGGCAUGGGGAAGCUUUAUAAAGAUAAGUCAGAAACAGCUAAGUGUGUGGGAUUGUUUAUAUCUAUGUUUCUGACAAGAAACUGCAAGUCUUUAGUAAGACAGUAAGAUGCAGAUGUCUAGCCUAUUAUAAAUCUUUCCACUUCCAACCAGCAUUAUUUCAUAAUGUUACACUCAUAGAAAGAGCUUUUAUUUACCAGCUUCCUGUUAUUUCUUAAAAAAAUUCUCCUUGACUGUUGUGUGCCAUUUGUUUGAUUUUUAUUGCUUUCUCCUUCCCACUUUGAAUCAAUCUUCUUUUUGAUACAGUAUUACAGUUUGUGAAUUCAUACUAGGUUUUGUUAAUCAAAGUCUUGAUUACAUAAGGUGCUAAUCAUGUGAAUCUUUUUAAAUAUUACGAGAAAGAAGAGUAGGAAACAAGGCUGCUCUUUCCUCUGAAUUUGCUUCUAGUAUGUCUUAGAUAUUCUGUUUGUGUGUAUGUGUGUGUUCAUACUUUGCCUUGAGUCUUUCAUUAUGACAAAAGUUGUCAGAAGUGGUCCUGGCGCUUAUUUCAAACAUUCUUUCUUUGUCAACAAAGAUGCUCAUAGUAGGUUUACUAAAUUUUCAAUAAUGAAUUGAAACAGCUGUUAACAGACUUAGCUUUUUUAGCAUUUUCAUUGUUUGUUUGUUUUUUUUUUUUUUUUUUUUUUUUUUUUUUGAAAUGAUAUAGCAGUUUUAACUCAAAUUUGUGUGUGUCCUGACAAAUUUUCAUAAUGAUGGGCCAUGUAGUCGUAUCUGUGUAUGGAUCUUGAAAGAGUGCAUUAUAUUUAUGCAAACUUAAAACGGUAUAUAAAUUAAGUAUUUUUAGCUGUGGCUGGUUUGCUCACUAAGAGGUAACAGGAGUUUCAUAGCUUAAUCUGCCCUAGUGGUUGUUACAAGGACUUGUGCAUUCUGCUCAUGAAAUACAUAACAUUCACAAUCAUAGACAUGCAUAUUUGCUCUUCAGAUGAGGCACAGAGUUUACAUAUCUUGUCAACUUGAAAGGUAUCAAAUUCUCCAUGUUUCAUGUGUACAUGCUUGCUAGCAGGUGAGAAGGGUAACUGUAGUGUGGUGGGAAAAAAAGGUUCUUGUAUGUAUCAUUCAUGAUUUUCUCAAAGCUCAUGCAGUGCAGGCAGUAAUUGGAGAAAACAUUUGUAUGUGCCUGUGCAUGUCUAGUGUUGAUAGCUAAACAUACACAAAAAGCUGCCGGUUUCAUUAUCAUGUGGCUUUGCAUUGUUACGUUAUUUAUAAACGAGUGCUUUAUUAUCUUCUUUGAGUGUUGGUUUUGCUUUUAUAAAACCAUGUUUUUCAUGAGGUUUUCCCCAUGCUUAGGAAGGGAAGAAAAAUAUUUGCUUCACUUCAGCAUCCACCUAACCCUUACCCCGUUCAUAUUCUCAUGAACAUUUAUCCCUAACUUUUAUUUAGCCACUUGCCACACCCUUCAGCAGGGAGUGAGGACCAGCAGCUUUCUCAGUUUCUUCACUGCAAAUAAUGACAAUGUAGAUUUGCUGAAUCAUUAAGGAUUAUUUUCUGUGAGUACCAACAAUUUAGCAACUGUUAUCUUUUGAUAAAUGGAGAGAGGUCAUUGGCCUGUUUACAAUAUCUUUAUUAAAACUGAUGUCCUGGCAUUUUCUUUCAUUGUCAUCUUAAGUAUGUUUUGAAAUCUGCAGUUUUAGCUAUGCCUGGUUAUUUACAAAUACUUUGUUGGUUUACCUUUUUGUAUAUUCCAAUAAAAAUACAGAGGUUUUGUGAUGACUGCUGUCUGAAACAGACUGAGGCCUUUAAGGUGUUUUCGGAGCAGAUGGUUACAACAUGCAUUAAGGCAGUGGUGCUUGCAGACUGUUAUUAAAUGUUGACAUAAAAAAGAAUAUUUGUGCAUUUGCAGUAUUUAAAGAUCUUGCUAAAGGCACGGUGAAGAUCUUGCAUCGUUUUGUGAUGGGUAUGGUUACUUUGAUGAAAAGUUAAAGGGUGAUCAAGUAGUUUGCAAGAAAGAUGGUGCUUUUCUGCAAUUUGAUAUUUGCCUUUUUUGACAGCCAGUUACUGUUCUUAUCUGUGCUGAUGCUUCUGCCUCAGAAAACAAAAUUAGCAAUGCCUGGCAUUUUGUUGGAGUUAUUUUUCUCCCUUUUUUAAAGAAGAAAUAUAACCUUGUGCACUAAGAGAGGCCAUCGCUUACAACAUUUCCCACACUUUCCCACCAACUGUGUGUGCCUUUGUGUUAUCACUAUCAUAACUAUAUGUCCUGUUCUUCUUCUGGCAGAAGACAUGUAAAUCUGUAACAUUUAAUGCAGGCUGUAUAUAUAUUUUUUAUUGAGACACAAUCAUAUGCUGUUAAAAUGUCAGCUAUUUAUUACUUUAGCAAUAAACUCCCAACAAGUACUCUGGUCACAUGUUUGUGUCUGAUGACGUCGUCACAUUCUGUGAACAUCUGUUUCAACCAAAAGUGUUACAGGUCAUGGCUUGUUAUGUGUGCAUAUUGUAGAAGUAUAGCAUUGAUCAGUAUAUUCAUGUCUCUGUAUAAUUAAACAACUAUCAAAAUCAGAGCUGAUGAACAGUUAGUAUGAUCGAACUUCAGUAAAUAUUAUUGGAGUCCUACAAAUGCAUCUUUUUAUAGACGUUUGGUAAGUCUGGAUGCUGUGUAAAUUCAUAAUCUGCUUAAUGCUGCAAGCAGAUUAGAGGCAUAAAGCUAGAUGACGACUUAUCAAAGAUAUUCUUCAGCUUUUGAAGAAUAAUUCUUGUUCAUGAAAGGAAUUGGGUUAAGAACUGCAUAGUAUGCCUAGAAUAUUAGGCAGAAGGGAAAACAUGCUGGGGUGGCAUCUCCAUUCGUAAGUUUGCUGCUGAAGUACUAUUACUGUGUACAAAGAAAACAACCCUACCUAGAAGUUUCUCUUUUUUCUGGAAGAAUACAGGUUAAAUGGAAUACAUUAUUCCCCUAUUCCAAGUGUCAUCUAACCAGAAUAAUGCUUGUCUUGGGUAGAGAAAUGGAGCAAAGUUGUUUUCAUACAGAAUAGUGUAUGUUCUCUAUACAUUGUAGAAAUUUCCAAGUUUUUUUCUUUCUUUUUUUUAAAUUUCUCCACAUUAACGAAAAAAGGAUGAUUUAAAACAAGCUUCAUUUGUAUUCUAAAUAUUCUCUCUCUCUCCCAUUUUUUUUCAUUUUCUUUGCUGUGUGCUUUUUGUAAAUAUACAUUAAUGCUAGGAUCAAGGGAUCUGCAAAUGCCUUUGAUAUAUGCAUCAUAAAUUGUUCCUUUGCUUGAACUCCUAACAUAUCACAUAUUUGAUCUGAUACAAAAUAUUCAUCAAAAUCUUUAAUGGACUAUACCUUUGAAUGUCAAAGGGAAAAGUUUGAGUAUAGAAUUAUAAUUUUAAUAUUAUUUGUCUAAUUAGCAAAUUAUUUUACCAAGAGCAGUUUAUGAAUAACUUGUAUUUGCUGUACCAAAAACUGUAUAUUUUGUUAAUGUGUUAUGCUAAGAAAAUGGAUCUAGAGGUGCAAAGGGUGUGUACAGGAUUUUUAGAAAUCAGAUCUUUUUUUGCGCAAUCAGGGUGAGCGGUCUUUUGAGAGCAAAGUGUUAUUGCUUAGGUAUGUUUUGAGCAGUGGUGAUCGAGAAGCUUCACCUGAUCAGAUAUCUCAAAAAUCCACAAUAGAUGGAAGCAGAUAAUGGCUUUCUUAUUUUUUGCAGAUCUUUCACUUACCUUCUUGUAACAGAUCUAUAAAAGUCAUUUACCAUAUGUUUUGCAUGCUACAAACCUCUUUGCUGACUUACAGGCAAUGUGAAAUCACUGCAAAAAUCUAAAUGCAUUACAAGACAUUAUGGGAACAAAACAACAUGCUUGGCACUCCCAAUGUUGUUUUUUUUUUUGCAUGGGUAGGGGAAGGUGUCCAAGUUCAACUCUCACAAUCAUCAGGAUCCAUAUGCCUGCAUUUUCUAGAAAAUAAAAAUGCUAAUUUCCAGUAACAGGCAUCAUAUGACAAAGCUGAAGGCACGGCAAUGCACAUGUUUCACAGACUACUGUUGAUGUGAAGAUAUUGAAUUGCUGGGCACACUUGAGGCACUUGUAAAGAGAAAGUAGCUUUCUUGUGUCCCUUAAAAAGGAGUGCCUCAUAGACAGUGAUUAUCAAUCGUGAAGAACAAAAUCAACAUUCAGGCUUUUGUGUAUUGUUUUAGACACUCCAACGUGGAAGGUCUUGCAUUGUACAUUAAUGAUCAUUAUGUAACUAGUCAUCUAAGCAACAGAUUUUGUAACAAUAAAUAGAUAUAUAAUGGAACCAAGCUGCCUCCUUAUUAAAGGUCGUUAAAUGCUGUGCUGCUUGGUGUGUGGAUGUUAAUAAUUACGGUAAUAUUAAAUCCAUAAUAUAUUAGUACUAUUCAUUAUCUUGGUAACAGGCCACAUAUGCCUGUUACUUUCAUGUAGGUCUUUCUAAAAAGUCUAAACCUAAUUAUUUACAUAUAGCAGCUGAACAUAUGAGCAGAUGGCAGGUAAGUUUACAGCGCACCAUUGACAAAGGGGUUUGUAUAUUGUUGGUAUGUGUGUGCUUGCUUGAGCAUGCAUCCACAUUUGAAUGAUUGGAAGAGGGUGGAAAUUUUUAUUGUUGACAAAGACCUGCUCAACAAUUAGUUGAUGCAAAAUUCCACGCUCAGUGUGAGUAAAUAAAAAAUGCUCUUUUAACUAGACAGGCUUCUCAUUUCUUAUGUGCUAACAUCUCUGUCCAAAACUGUUUGCACAAUUUUUGCAUAUCACUCUCGUAGCAAUAUUUGGCUUUAGCGUAAUGCCAUUAUGAUUAUUAAAUGGUUUGUAUAAUACAAACGUGCUAAAACUGAAUAAAGAAAUGUAUAAACACA